Messenger RNA from Opisthorchis viverrini, 2016 nucleotides. RefSeq lists its product as hypothetical. Gene Ontology annotation, biological process: regulation of signal transduction. NCBI's taxonomy places the organism in Eukaryota, Metazoa, Platyhelminthes, Trematoda, Opisthorchiida, Opisthorchiidae. The record is from RefSeq and is a predicted model, not a curated record. The coding region runs from base 1 to 2016 and encodes 671 amino acids. The transcript has 8 exons. Gene Ontology annotation, molecular function: G-protein alpha-subunit binding.
AUGUCCGGAAGCCUCUCGGCAAACUCAAGUAGUGAAUUUGAAGAAGAGCUGGUAUCGGAUGAUCUGUUCCUCAGUUAUUUCAACGCCUUUCUCCGUUUGCCGCCAGUCCAGACUACUGAAAUGCAGACUCCGGAAUAUGGACUUAGCGACCGGGAGCGAGAAAGUAUUAUUAAGUGGGCAAAGUCUGAGAGAUACGUUUCGUUCAAAAGGAGUGACUAUUAUAGAGAGCUCAAAUUGUGCAGGCUCCUUCGCUGCCCAACGGAAUUUAUUCCUGGAGGAAAGGAGCUGCUUGCCCCCAAAGUGUUCGGAGAUUUGUUCCACUCGGGUAACACUAGUGCGAUCAGAGGGCUCGCUGGAGUCAGCCGCCAGUCGUCGUUUGCCCAUGAUACGGAGUCGAUGGAAGAGUGCAGUGAGAUGACGGAGGAGUCAGAUUUAACGGGAGGCUCGGAAGUUUCACGCGGAACCCCUUCUGAGCAACAGCAGUCCUUUGAUGAUCUUUGGAUUCAGGAAGAUAAAGGACGCAAGCGGGACCAUACCUAUGGCAAGUAUUUCAAAAUCAGACGCCAGACAGUCCCCGGUUCCCCAGAACAGUUUUCUCCUGUACUGGAAUCCAGACUCAGUGGCAAAGCAAACAACAUCCCUGAGUACGUUGCAAGCGCUGGAAGCGUGGGAAAAAGCCGCAGGAUGUCAGACCCAGUUCUUGUUCAGCGCGGUACAUCCAGUGAAAAACAUCGUCGCUCCCCUGAGAAUCCACAAACGGAUGACUCAAAUCAUUUCAAACGAGCAGAAUGUUGGGUUCAACGAAAGGAGGCUGAGAAGAGUACUAGCGACUCUUUUGUCACUGCAACGGAAAGCGAACUGGUUCAACAGCUUGAGAGCUUCCAGAAGCGGCAACAUAUACCAUUCCAGCGGCUUAAGGAAUUACUUUUAUCAAGUCGCGACGGAAUGAGGGAUUUCAUUAGCUUCCUCGGGCCGACUAAAGGACUCAGUUUAGUUGACUUUUGGCUGGACUGCGAAGAAACUACAAUGAGCGUUGCUCAUUUGCAAAUUUCGGAGCGUCUAAGAACAAAGUUUCAACUUUUACGAGAACUGGAAGACCGUUACAUCCUGAGGCUCACUCCCAAGGUACGGCGCCAUCUAGAGCUGGCGAUCGACACUUUGUCAAAUGAGAUUGUGAAAAACUGUCAAAGCGAUGAGGAUCACCUGACACAGAGAAUUGGGGAACUCAUGUUUGAGCGUAUCCAAUACGAUAGUUUGAGACGCCUGCGGUCGUAUUGGCUUCCUAGCUGGAUACUUCAUUGGGAAAGUCGUUUGAAGCGCUGUCAGUUUCUUCCAUCCGGUCAUGGAGGAUGCCAGUUAUUUUAUAUCCCUCCGAAACGAUUUAAAACUUCACGGAGUGAAUUGCAAGAAGGAGGCUUCAACGAUGCUUUAACCGGGUUUUCUGAUGAAAAUAUAAACGGCCUACCCGAUGAAAAAAAAGAAGAACAAGACUGGGACAAAGAGGUCUCUGAACAAAUACUGGCAAAAGCACUUUCUGGAACGGGGCUCUUUGGUGUGAAAGAAAGUCGAAAAGUUUUGAGAGAAUCGCGUACAAGCCGAGUCUAUCUGACGGCUACAUCAACGUUGGAUUCAAUCCCGGAAUCCCGAGUUGGUGGAUUACUGAGGGAAUACACACCGAAUAUCUGUGAUGUAGAAACCAAAAAAGAAGUAUUCGAUGAAAUACACCUAGGUUCAGCUGUAUCUUGGGAGUCAACUGAAGUAUUCGGGUGUAUGGAUGUAUCAAGCAAUGCUAAGCAGAGACGAAAAAGUAUAUGUAGCUCUAGGAACAAUCUUCCUGAGUCCGUGACACUUCAGACACCUUACAAGAAGCAAAACGUAUCAAAUCGAAAGUCAAUCAGCGCUCAGGAAUGGCGCGCAUUCCGAAUUCUUCUGAUGGAUUCCGCAGCUGGAGGCCCUUUGCAACUUUAUUUGGAGCGGUUAGUAAAGGUUUUUGAUAAAAUGAUCUCCGUCGUAUAA